Messenger RNA from Rubroshorea leprosula, 540 nucleotides. The record is from the annotation of a GenBank genome assembly. NCBI's taxonomy places the organism in Eukaryota, Viridiplantae, Streptophyta, Magnoliopsida, Malvales, Dipterocarpaceae.
GCUUUAGGCGUCAAUACUUUCUGAUGAGGGCUGCACUUAUGUGGACCAUUAGUGACUUACUUGGGUAUGGAAUGUUGUUUGGGUGGAGCACACAUGGUAAAUUAGCUUGUCCCUAUUGCAUGGAAAAUUCGAAGGCCUUUUGGUUGGAACACAGUCGGAAGACAUCAUUUUUUGAUUGUCACCGACAAUUUUUGCUAUUGGAUCAUCCAUUUAGAAGAAACAAGAAUGACUUCAUAAAGGGUCGUACAGAGAAUAGAACAAUGCCAGAGAGAUUGUCUGGUGAUGAGAUGCAUAGUCGCAUCCAUUGGCUACCUGAUGAACUAUUUGGUAAGCCACCUUAGAAACAGGAAAUCCACGGAUUUGGUGAAGUGCACAAUUGGGUUAAAAAGAGCAUCUUUUGGGAAUUACCAUAUUGGCACACAAACUUGAUUCGACACAAUUUAGAUGUCAUGCACUGUGAGAAAAACUUUUUUGACAAUAUCCUUCAUACAGUAAUGGAUGACCCUAUGAAAAAAGAUAACAUAAAUGCAAGACUUGAUA